GAGCUUUGAAGACAGUGAUUCAUAGAGAUGUGAAUUCCAGAUUGAUAACAUAUAGCAGUCAUUCAGUAAGACCUUUACAGAUAAAGCGUUUUAGCCUCGUACAUGGCUCUUUAAUUUAGAACACGAAGCCACACUCAGAAAAGUUCGUGCAAGUUUGGUUAUUAUUUCAUAUGUUCAAUCUUCAGAUUUAAUUCAUUUGUAAAUUGUAAGCUCACUUAAACAUUUGUAACAAGCUGAGUUGUCCGUGUAAAUUGUAAGUCCACUGUCCAGGGCUAGAUUCGGACAACUCUGUAACUCACUCAUAAACCCUAGUUUUUGUUUUACUAGUUCCAAAUCCAAAAUUUGAUUUUUUGCGUUUCACAAUGGCAUAAAUGGGAGAACUUGAACACUCACCGAUCUUAUAGCGGCACUCGCGAGUCUUUUUCUUCUUCCCCUCACGCUGAUACGUUCAGAAAAGCUUUGAGAUUGAAGCAGAGGUAGAUUUGAUCAAACUACUUCGAACAGUUGCAUUUCUUAGUUCGCAAUUUUUUGUUCGGUAAUAGAUUUCUUUGAUCAUGUAUCCUCUGAUUCUCCAUGGAAAAAGGUUAUCCGAGUUGCAGAGAUCGCUUAAUUUUAGAUAUUCAGUGAAGCUUUUGCAAAAUUCGUUUGCUUUUUCCAAUCUCUUCUCUUCUGCUAGUGCUUCUGCUGAUGCGAGCCUUAGAGAUGGUUAUAAAGGUGACAACUUUACAGUCUCGUACCUAGUUGACUCAUUGGGUUUCACUACAAAACACGCUGAAUCCAUCUCAAACAAAGUCAGUUUCGAGGAUAAGGGCAAUCCUGAUUCUGUUCUGAGUCUUCUUAGAAGUUAUGGGUUCACGAAGUCUCAGAUCUCAAGCAUCGUUACUAUUUAUCCACGAUUGCUUAUAUUAGAUGCUGAGAAAUCUAUUGCUCCAAAGCUUCAGUCUUUGAAGUCUAGAGGAGCUUCAACCACUGAGCUCACUGAGAUUGUUUCCACAGUUCCUAAAAUCUUGGGAAAGAGAGGGCACAAAGGUAUCAGUGUAUACUAUGAUUUCGUCAAAGACAUUAUAGAAGCGGAUAAGAGUUCCAGUGACGAGAAGUUAUGUCAUUCGUUUCCACAGGGUAACAAGGAGAAUAAGAUCAGAAAUAUUUCGGUUUUGAGAGAAUUGGGAGUGGCUCAGCGUUUGUUGUUCCCUUUGCUCAUCUCUGAUAGCCAACCUGUCUGUGGGAAACAGAGAUUUGAAGAGUCACUCAAGAAAGUUGUUGAGAUGGGUUUUGAUCCGGAGACCUCAAAGUUUGUUGAAGCCUUGCGCGUUAUUUACAGAAUGAGCGAGAAAACGAUAGAAGAAAAAGUCAAUGUCUAUAAAAGGUUAGGCUUUGGUGUGGCUGAUGUAUGGGGAAUCUUCAAGAAAUGGCCUUCUUUUUUGUCAUACUCAGAGAAGAAGAUAACUCAUGCGUUUGAAACCCUUAUGGGGUGCGGUUUGCUCAAACACGAGGUCCUGUCAUUGUUGAAGAAGCAUCCGAAAUGCAUUUGUACUUCAGAGCAGAAGAUUGUGAACUCCAUUGAAACAUUUUUAGGACUAGGAUUCACUAGAGACGAGUUUGCGAUGAUGAUCAAGCGUUAUCCUCAGUGCAUUGACUAUACUGCCGAGACAGUGAAGAAGAAAACUGAGUUUAUUGUGAGGAAGAUGAAUUGGCCACUAGGGGCUUUGGUUUCGAUCCCUCAGGUAUAUGGAUACAGCCUGGAGAAGAGGACUGCCCCAAGGUGUAAUGUAAUCAAGACUCUCAUGUCAAAAGGACUGAUGGGAGACGGAAGUGAAACCCCUCCAAUGUCAUCUGUUUUGACAAGUACGGAUCAGGCGUUUUUAAGGAGGUAUGUGAUGAAGCACGACAAGCUUGCGCCUGAGUUGAUGACUAUCUUCAAUGGGAAGUGAAAAGUGGAGCUUAUAUUUAUAGAUCAGAAGGCUUACCCCACAAUAAUGAGUAGCAUUAAGGUUUGUAUUGUUGUGUUAGUUUAGAUUCGUCCAUGAACCUCUUGACCUCAAAUGAGAAGUAAAAACAGGAGCUUUACUUUUGACUUCUGUAAUCUCAGUUUGAUGUGGAUUUGACUCAUUUUAAUAUGCAAUAGCAAUCCAAUAUGAAAGAUAACCAAUAAUAAUGUUACAAUCUUUUCUGAGUC
Messenger RNA from Capsella rubella, 2176 nucleotides. RefSeq lists its product as uncharacterized. Gene Ontology annotation, cellular component: chloroplast. The record is from RefSeq and is a predicted model, not a curated record. Lineage: Eukaryota; Viridiplantae; Streptophyta; Magnoliopsida; Brassicales; Brassicaceae. Gene Ontology annotation, biological process: regulation of DNA-templated transcription; chloroplast organization. Bases 555 to 1931 code for a protein of 458 amino acids. Gene Ontology annotation, molecular function: double-stranded DNA binding. The transcript has a single exon.